Messenger RNA from Syzygium oleosum, 650 nucleotides. RefSeq names its product cytochrome b-c1 complex subunit 8. Lineage: Eukaryota; Viridiplantae; Streptophyta; Magnoliopsida; Myrtales; Myrtaceae. The record is from RefSeq and is a predicted model, not a curated record. The transcript has 2 exons. Bases 115 to 333 code for a protein of 72 amino acids. Gene Ontology annotation, biological process: mitochondrial electron transport, ubiquinol to cytochrome c.
ACGACAAUCUACACGGUUCCAGAAAGACUGCGAAAUUAGGGCAAAAGAGAGAGAUCGCGAGAGGAGGAGGAGGAGGAGAAGAAGAAGAAGAAGCAAAAGGGAGGAGGAGGAGAAAUGGGGAAGCAGCCGGUGAGGAUGAAGGCGGUGGUGUACGCGCUGUCGCCGUUCCAGCAGAAGAUAAUGACGGGGCUGUGGAACGAUCUGCCCAACAAGAUCCACCACAAGAUCUCCGAGAACUGGAUCAGCGCCACCCUCCUCCUCGCCCCCCUCGUCGGCACCUACACCUAUGUCCAAAACUACAAGGAAAAGGAGAAAAUGGAACAUAGGUAUUGACCUACAUUCGUGGAGCUCGUGGCUGGCUGAGAGGACUUACAGGAUCGUCUUCUCGAGAUGCAAAAAUUGGAGCUGGGGAUUUUGAAAUAACGUUUCAAAGUUUUCUUUUUGGAGCUAUUCUGAAUAAUUUCUCGUUGUCUCAUGACGCGUGACGCGUGCGCAAGAGAUGGAAAAUUUCUGGAGAAAAACCUGGACUGGAUUUCAAUCCUUUUGUGAUGACGACUCUUCUGAUGCUGUAGUUUUCAUUUUCUUAUGUGAAACCCUGGAUGAUAAUUGCUUGGAGUCAAAAUAGCUGGAACGAAUCUAUGUUGGGUACA